GGGGGCGGGAGGUAGCCGUGUCCGUAAAGAUCGUCCAAUUCCGCACUUGACAACAGGCAACUUAAACACCAACCUGCAACACUUGGCUACAGCCUACCCCCUUCAAAGAAAAAGAACCCAAUCAAUCCACAAAUGCGCCUAUCCACCCCAUCACCAGGAUGAUGUCCUCCGCCAACGAAGAGGAUCCCUUCCUCCAAGUCCAACAAGACGUCCUCGCCCAACUAGACUCAACCAGACCCCUAUUCACAUCCUACCUCCGCAUCCGCUCCCUCUCCACCUCCCCAACCUCCCCUGAGCUCGCCUCCGCCCGCGCCGACCUCGAAUCCGCCCUCGCCUCCCUAGCCGAAGACCUCGCCGACCUCGUCGAGUCCGUCAAGGCCGUCGAAUCCGAUCCCGCCUCCUUUGGCCUCUCCACCCCGGAAAUCACGCGGCGCAAGAGGCUGGUCCAAGAUGUCGGCGGCGAAGUGGAAGAUAUGCGCGAGGAGCUCGCCAAAAAGCUAGGCGAUGUAUCCUCGGGCAAGGGGAAAUCAUCAGCAAACGGAGCAACGAAUUCAGACCUUCCCGACCCAAGCUCCUUCGCUAUAGGCGACGGCGACGCGCGAGACGGCGACUACGCCGCCGAGUUCGAGCAGCAGCAGCAGCUCGAGAUGAUGCGCGAGCAGGACGGCCACCUGGACGGCGUGUUCCGGACGGUGGGUAAUCUGCGGCGGCAGGCGGACGACAUGGGCCGCGAGCUCGAGGAGCAGAGGGAGAUGCUCGAGGUCGUGGACGGGGUGGCGGAUCGCGUCGGGGGCCGGCUGCAGACGGGGGUAGCAAAGUUGCAGUAUGUUAUGCGGCAUAACGAGGACCGGUUGAGCAGUUGCUGUAUUGCGGUGCUUAUUUUUGUUUUGAUCUUGUUGCUUGUUCUGUUGUUGAUUUUGUGAGAGAGUCCUGUCGCCCGUUCGCCAGCGAUGAGAUAUGAGCUUCGAGGGUGGGCGAGAACGCAUUCGGGACUGACUAGAAGAUGAAAAGAGGGAAGAAUGACGGCGAGGAUUAUCAGUAUUGUUUGAAUGGGUUAUGGGAGUUCAUGGAGCG
Messenger RNA from Colletotrichum godetiae, 1074 nucleotides. RefSeq names its product t-SNARE. Gene Ontology annotation, biological process: vesicle fusion; intracellular protein transport; Golgi vesicle transport. The transcript has 3 exons. NCBI's taxonomy places the organism in Eukaryota, Fungi, Ascomycota, Sordariomycetes, Glomerellales, Glomerellaceae. Gene Ontology annotation, molecular function: SNAP receptor activity; SNARE binding. The coding region runs from base 159 to 923 and encodes 254 amino acids. Gene Ontology annotation, cellular component: endomembrane system; membrane; SNARE complex. The record is from RefSeq and is a predicted model, not a curated record.